CGUCACGCCGCGAGCUCCGGGAUCGGUGUUCGUCCGCGGAAGUAGUGCGCGAGCAGCGGCCAGCAGCAUCGCGCGCUCCGUUCAGUCAGAAGUGUGUGGAGCUCGAGUCCGCGACCCACGGGCUCAGGCAUGCGCGAACCCCCAGAGUAAAUGGCGUCUUUUAAAACGGAUUUAUUCCAGCGUCUGCUGUUUCUUGCAGUGUUUCUGUCAGUCUCAGGUGUGACGAGUUUUAGUGAGCUGUUUUUUAUAAAGGAGCCCCAUGAUGUGACGGUGAUGAGGAGGGAAGCUGUGAUUUUGGACUGUCAGGCCCACGGCGAGGCUCCCAUCGGCAUCCGGUGGCUGAAGAACGGAGCGGCGCUCACAGAGUCGGAGCGUGUUUACCUGCUCACCAACGGCUCUCUGUUCAUCUCAGAGGUGGAAAGCCGUAAGCAAAUCAGAUGA
Cyprinus carpio (common carp) is the source of this 441-nucleotide messenger RNA. Its product is annotated as protogenin A. The transcript is spliced from 2 exons. The record is from RefSeq and is a predicted model, not a curated record. NCBI's taxonomy places the organism in Eukaryota, Metazoa, Chordata, Actinopteri, Cypriniformes, Cyprinidae. The coding region runs from base 151 to 441 and encodes 96 amino acids.